Molecule: messenger RNA, 2052 nt
Organism: Cucurbitaria berberidis CBS 394.84
Lineage: Eukaryota; Fungi; Ascomycota; Dothideomycetes; Pleosporales; Cucurbitariaceae
Product: dual specificity protein phosphatase PPS1
Exons: 5
Coding region: 1-2052 (683 amino acids)
Biological process (GO): protein dephosphorylation; nuclear DNA replication
Molecular function (GO): protein tyrosine/serine/threonine phosphatase activity
Source: RefSeq, a predicted model, not a curated record
AUGGCCGCCGCUGUAGCCAGGCCAUUGCCCAUCGCCCGCUCGUCAACACCUCCACCGCACCUGUCACUUAAUACUUCAUCUCGUGGUACACCAUCUGCCAUCCCCAACAAGCACAUCCCAGUAUGUUCGCCUGGUGGCAUGCCCGCAACGCCCCCCGCAUCUCCUCCACGCCAAGAUAGUCUCAUCGAAACUUCGUCCAUCACUUAUCCGCCUGACACGUAUUGCUCCCAGUACUCCGACGAUCCAUCUGUGUACACAAUCACUGCCGAUCGCAUGGCAGAGGCGUUGGAGCACAUCGCGACUCAGCCCCUUCCAAACCCAGAGCAAGUGUUCCCCUGGAUGCACGGCCUUCAUGCUGAGAACCAAAUCCAACUCGCCUUCUUCUCGUCUCGUCGCAAGAGCAUUCGGAAAGUCCCCAGGUGCAUUCGCAGCAUUACCCUUGUCAAGACUGGCGGGAAGCUGUCCACUUCGAAGCUCAAGGGGGCAAUUGCACCAGAAGAACUACUCGAUCCAACUUCCGAGGACUCUUCUACCUUUAUCGAGUGUGACCCAAAGGAUGGCUUCUCAGUACGCAACUUUCAAAUACAAGCAUGCAAGUUAGCCAUGGUUUCGGACAUCAUCGUGUAUGGCGACCACAAAACUCAUCCCAAUGAGACGAUAUCACUCGCAAAGAAGAUAUCAACAGCGCAGAGGCAGUACGAGGCAAGGAAUGGGUUUCCACGUUGCUUGUUCAACACAUUCAUGCUCUCAGAUUCCUUCAGUUGCGUACAGGAGAGAUACCCGAAGCUGGUUGCAAUAGACUCGACUGGAGGCAUGACAGGCAGCAUCGUUGACUUUUCUUAUUGGGAAAGAUACGAGAUGUGCACAAUGUCAAAGACAUCCGAGAUCAGCAACAACGUCUUCUUGGGACCUACGCCUGAUCCGAGUUUUCCUUCAGAGUGCCUGGGAGAGGAAUCGUACGACAUGUUGAUUGAAGCUACCGAUCUUGCCCAUGUGCCGGAAUCGCGCUCAUUACGAGCUCUGCGCAUGGGGCUGGAGAAGAUCCAGCGUAAGACUGCAUUGCACAUGGAAUUUCCUUCUUCGGGGAGCAUUAUGCCUCCAAAUUGGUCCCAUGGAGAGGUUGACGGUUUGAUGGACACGUGCAAGUGGAUCUUCGAACUUGCAAAUCCACAGGAAGUCAAGCGAUCGAAACGGAGACGGGAUGAUGAUGAUGAGGCUAUCGAAAUGGACGACAUUGCAACGCCUCGCAAGUUUUUGAUUCACUGCACUGAUGGCUACACCGAGACUACGCUUCUUGCUCUUGCCUACUUCAUGUAUGCGGAAGGCCUGCCUGUGCAUGAUGCAUGGAUCCAAAUGCACCGUGGCAAGGGACGCAAUUUCUUUGCGUAUCCAUCCGAUGUUGCGCUUUUGACGACAAUCCAGCCUCGCAUUCUUCAAGAAUCACCCCGAUUUAAACAGAGCAUCUUCAACAUCCCUGAGCCACAAUGGCUCUCGAAGAUUGACGGCAGCUUGCCCAGCAGAAUUUUACCGUAUAUGUACCUUGGCAAUCUUGGACACGCCAACAACCCCGAACUCCUCCGCGAACUUGGAAUUACCCGGAUUUUGAGCGUCGGUGAAUCCCUCUCUUGGCCGGAAGAUCUCAAGAGAAAGCUCAAUUGGCCUAGCGACAAGUUCCUGAUGGUAGAUCGAGUUCAGGACAAUGGUGUUGAUCCUCUUUGGGCCGAAUUUGAACGAUGCUUGAAAUUUAUUGAGGCUGGAAAGUUGGAUGGUGGUGCCACCCUCGUCCAUUGUCGAGUCGGCGUAUCUCGCUCGGCAACCAUCUGCAUUGCGGAAGUUAUGAAUGAGCUGGGCUUGUCCUUUCCUCGUGCCUACUGCUUUGUGCGGGCGCGGCGACUGAAUGUCAUUAUCCAACCACACCUUCGAUUCACCUACGAACUUCUAAAGUGGGAAGAGUACCAGCGUCAGCGACGCAACGAACCUCUUCGCCGCGAACUAGAGUGGGCUACCGUCGCGCGCGAGAUCGCGCUGAUGAAUAAGCCUUACUCUAGAUAA